Messenger RNA from Hydra vulgaris (swiftwater hydra), 1371 nucleotides. RefSeq lists its product as uncharacterized. NCBI's taxonomy places the organism in Eukaryota, Metazoa, Cnidaria, Hydrozoa, Anthoathecata, Hydridae. The record is from RefSeq and is a predicted model, not a curated record. Gene Ontology annotation, cellular component: extracellular matrix. Gene Ontology annotation, molecular function: catalytic activity. Gene Ontology annotation, biological process: larval heart development; cell adhesion involved in heart morphogenesis.
AUGAACGAGUUAUCUGCACUCUGUGGUAUAAACAUGCCUGAUUUAAUCUUUAUUUCUGAUACAUGGUUUACUGAAACAUCUGCCACUCAAUUAAAUAACUAUUCACUAGUGAAAAAAAAGAGAAUAGGUCACGGUGAAGGGGUUGCUAUCUACAUUAAGCGUGAUUUAGUUGCGCAUGAGGUAUCUGAUUGUCAUCUAAGAGAGACUUUAAACAACAGCAACUCCGAGCAAAUAUGGUGCGAAAUUAAAAUCAUUAACGAAAUGAUUCUUAUUGGGUGUGUCUAUAGACCACCUUUAUCCCAUAUAGAUGAUAGAAAUAAAACAAUUAUUUCAGCUAAGCAAGCUGUUGAUAGAAAAGCGUAUAGUUGUAUGUUAUUAGCAGGUGAUUUCAACUUUCCGGAUAUUAAAUGGCAUAAUGACGAAAGAAUUGAAUUACUAAGCGGUCAAAAUAGUGCUGCAAGUGUUUUUCUUGUAACUUUGGCUAAUCAUAAUCUAGAACAAUUAGUUGAUUUCUCAACCUUCGAAGCAUCUAAUGGAAAUGCAAAAAAUGUUUUGGAUUUAAUUAUUACAGACUCUUCAACUAGAGUAAUCAAUUUAUCUAGCUCUAUGCCGUUAGGUGAUUUGUCACAAGGUCAUCGCAUAUUGAGUUGGGAUUAUGUCGUCCUUUCUAAAAAUAGGACAACUUUCUCAAACAAAAAAUAUGAUUUUAAUAAGGGUGACUAUAAAAACUUCGGUAAAAAGAUUAUGGAAACUAACUGGCAGCAAUUAUUUGAAAAUAAAAACACUAACGAAUGCUAUGAACUUUUCUGCAAUAAAUAUGAUAAACUCAGCAAGCAAUUCAUCCCAUUAAAAAAAGUCCAUUCUACUCGUAAUGCACCGUGGAUGAAUAAGGAAGUAUUAGUUAUGAUAAAGAAAAAACAACAACUGGGCAAUUACUUAUCUAUGACAAACUGGGGAUCAACGACCCUCAUUUGUGAAUAUAAGAAACUAAGAAGCCAAGUUCAGAAAGCAUGUACACAUCGUGUUCGAGUAUUUGAAGCCCAACUGGCAUCAGAUAAAAAUAAUCCAAAAAGAAUGUAUGCUUAUGCUAAAGCGCAACAGAACGUACAUGUAUCUAUUGGCGCUAUAUCAGAUGCAAAAGGUAAAACGUUAACAGAGGCAAUACAUAUCGCAAACAGACUUAACGAACACUUUAAAUCAGUUUUUGUUGAUGAUAGCAUAAAUGAUCAGUUACCGGUUUUUGAGAGAAGACAUAAUCAAGAAGACUUAGGCGAUGUAAUAAAAAGUUUUGAAGCAACGCUAGCCUAUUUAAAUGGUUUGAACCCGAACAAAUCUAUUGGUGUUGAUAACAUUAUUUGGUUCAAGAUUUAA